ACACACACACUUCUCUGAAUGGUUCGACUGGCCAGAUGACUGGUCAGAGGAAAAUGCCCCGCCCCCCCUGCCAGGCCUCCAGUGAGGGAAGGUCAGGUUAAGGUCUCCAGGAUUCAGGGGAAGUAGGAGAGACCUAACAGCACCCACGACAGGCCUUGAUUGUGCCUGGGGCCGCAAGACUGAAUGGCCUGGAGGUAGGGCCUGGGCUUCCAGUUCCCUGAGGCACCUGUGAGAUCUCGGCCUCUCAGGCUCCACUUGCUAACCCCUCUGUCCCAUCACACCACUAGGGGCAGCAGAGAGUCAGAUCCCAAGGAGGGCCGGGGUAGUGCUGGGCCACCAGCACACGUGCCCCCCUCCAUCCCUGCCAGGCUUCCAAAGGAGCCAACUUGCUUAGAGUUAGGGGUGUCCCAUCUUGGUCCUGGCUAGGUGUGUGACCCUGGGCAAAUCUAUUUCUCAGCCUCCAUUUCCUACUUGGUAAAAAUGAGGCUCAGUAGUCAUAGGGCUGUUGUAAGAUGCAAAGCAAGCAAGACUCAGGCAUGGUGCCUCAGUAAUCACCGGUAUGCAGUUCUGCCCCAGGUGGGUGUCCUGACCAGCUGCUGGAGCUCUGCUCUCCCCACAAGGUCCUCAUCUCAGCUCCUGUCACCGCCUCUGCUGCUGCCCUUUGCUUUGUCCACUUGGUGAUGCCCUCAUUCCUCCUCCCCCUGUGCCCACCACCCUGUGUGCCAGCUUCUUGCACCAUGAGUUGCUACUCGUGGCCGCUGGGCUGUCCCAGCUGCCAUCCUGUCAUCCUGUCCCCCGUGAAAGAGCUGGGCUCCUCCUAGGUGGCACAUUGCAGCUGGCAGGUCCCAGAGCUCUUCUGGUCAGGCCAUUGUGACCAGAAGGUGGGGAAAAUGAGGCCCAGCAAGGAGCAAGGACUGACCCAUGGUCACACAGCCUAUUUAUGGCUGACGUGGGGCCAGAGCCAGAUUUUGUAACUCUACCACUCAUCAGAGCCCCUGGAUCCCUAGCUCACCCCAUUUCACCCCACUUGGGGGGGUUGGGGUAGAGCUGGGGGCCACCUCCUGCGCCUGUUCCCUCCACCCUCGCUGGCUCCACCUGGAGACCACGUCUCUGACCACCGGCCGUGGGAAAGGUGAACACCUGGCAGAGGUUUGUGCCCAGGGGCCCACAUUUGGAAUUAAUUUCCAGAACCCUUGCUGGUGUGGUGGUGGCGGUCAGGGACCAAGUCUUUGAGGACAGACACCUGAGGACGUGGUGGCACUGUCCCUGUCGACAGGCAUGACCCAGAGAUGUGCCCUUGAGCCCUGGCAGACCUGAUGGCCUGGUGCAGAGCCCAGAGGGGGGCCUCAGUUCCCACUGUUUCCUGCUCUGUUUACAGACAAGCUGCCACCCUCCCUGGGUGAGGGGGAAGGGGUGGGGCAGAGGGCAAGUGCCAAGGUGGCACGAGGCUGGGCAUGUGCCUGGUCUCAGCCAGUGUCUAAGGAGUGUCAGACACCUGGAGGUGUCACUCUGAGGACCCUCGCCCCCACCGGAGCAUCUUGAUCUCUUCAGAAGCUGACCUCUGACCUGGGGGUAGCCCGAGUCCAGGUACCCCAACCCCCACCCUGGGCCCAGAGUCCUGCAUCAGUGAGUCUUGGCUCUGCUUAUAGCAUAUGACGCCAGAGGGGCUGAAAAUAGCCCCUGGAGGAGGGGGAGGAGGGGGCUAUUUAAAGGGCCUGGGAGGAGCAGAGCCAAGAGGGAGUGAGCAGUGACCAUGGCCACCUCAGAGCUGAGCUGCCAGGUGUCCGAGGAGAACUGCGAGCGCAGAGAGGCCUUCUGGGCUGAAUGGAAGGAUCUGACACUGUCCACACGGCCUGAGGAGGGUUGCUCCUUGCAUGAGGAGGAUACCCAGCGGCAUGAGACCUACCACCGGCAGGGGCAGUGCCAGGCACUGGUGCAGUGUUCCCCGUGGUUGGUGAUGCGUAUGGGCAUCCUCGGCCGCGGGCUGCAAGAGUACCAGCUGCCCUACCAGCGGGUGCUGCCACUGCCCAUCUUCACCCCCACCAAGGUGGGCACCAAGGAGGAGCGCGAGGAUACUCCCCUCCAACUGCAGGAGCUGCUGGCAAUGGAGACAGCCUUGGGUGGCCAGUGUGUGGACCGCCAGGAUGUGGCCGAGAUCACCAAGCAGCUGCCCCCUGUGGUGCCUGUCAGCAAGCCCGGCGCCCUUCAUCGCUCCCUGUCCCGCUCCAUGUCCCAGGAAGCACAGAGAGGCUGAGGGGGACUGUGACUUGGGCUCCACCGUGCCCGCCCUGGGCUGGGCCCUUCCUGGCUAGGACCACGGAGGAGAGCUGCUGGCCAUGGAUGCUUUGUAGUUUGCCCAGAGUUGGGGGCUAGGGGAGGAGGGAGCCAGAGGCCAGAAUGCCUGGGUCCCCUGAGUUCCCAAAGGGAGGGGAGCAAAGAUGGGGGGCACUAAGGGUGGAGAGCUGGGGGCCAGUACAGCCGAGUUCCCCCAGCCCAGGAGAAGGGACACAAGAUGCUGGUGAGGGCAAGAGGUCCCUUCUUGAGAGGAGUGACCCUGGUCCAGUUUUCAGCUUCAGAGAAGGACAAAGACAAGUGUAGGGGGAUCUGGAAUGCUCUGGGAAGGAGGCUUGGAGAAGACCGGAGGGAGGGGGACGUGAAGAGGGCAGAGGCAGGGUGGAGCCCCCAGCACCCUCUGUUAGUGCUGCAAUAAAUGCUCAAUCAU
Diceros bicornis minor is the source of this 2722-nucleotide messenger RNA. It is a transcript of the gene TCAP, whose product is annotated as titin-cap. The record is from RefSeq and is a predicted model, not a curated record. Gene Ontology annotation, biological process: skeletal muscle myosin thick filament assembly; detection of muscle stretch; cardiac muscle tissue morphogenesis. Gene Ontology annotation, molecular function: titin Z domain binding; structural constituent of muscle; protein-macromolecule adaptor activity. Lineage: Eukaryota; Metazoa; Chordata; Mammalia; Perissodactyla; Rhinocerotidae. The transcript is spliced from 2 exons. Gene Ontology annotation, cellular component: Z disc. Bases 1754 to 2254 code for a protein of 166 amino acids.